Molecule: messenger RNA, 1608 nt
Organism: Zymoseptoria tritici IPO323
Lineage: Eukaryota; Fungi; Ascomycota; Dothideomycetes; Mycosphaerellales; Mycosphaerellaceae
Exons: 3
Coding region: 1-1590 (529 amino acids)
Molecular function (GO): actin binding
Source: RefSeq, a predicted model, not a curated record
AUGCCUGCACCACCACCUCCUCCUCCGCCUCCGCCGCCGCCAGCAGGUUUUGGAGGUCCACCGCCUCCACCACCCCCACCGCCCGGCAAUGUUCCUGCACGACCGCCUACGAACGUCGCGAAAGGACGAGGCGCACUAUUGGGCGACAUUCAAUCAGGAGCACGGCUAAAGAAAGUCACACAAGUCAACGAUCGAUCAGCACCGAUCAUCGACAAGGGAAAGGACUCGGGAGGCCCACCAGCGGCCGGAGCACCACCGAUACCAGGAGGAUUGAGACCGUCAGGAGGAGGAGCGAACAGAGCUAGGAGCAACAGCGAUCUUCCUCCAACAGGCUCAUCUUCAAAUGGAAUGGAGGCAGCACCACAAUUGGGCGGAUUAUUCGCCGGAGGAAUGCCAAAAUUGAAGAAGAGCGCGGGAGGUGUCAACAUGUACGAUUCGGAUCCCGAGACGAAUUCUCGCAACACACCCGCGGCGCCGAGUCCUCCUGCAACACCUUCAAGACCCAAUGGCGGUCCUCCGCCGCGACCUGGGGCUGCACCUCCACCUCUACCUCCUUCAGCCGCACCCGCAGCUCCAUCCAUCGCAGCAUUGAGGAAUAACCUACGACCAUCAUCCUCCCACUCAACAUUACAAGGGAUAAGCUCGAAGCCAAAGCCUCCACCUCCGAUUGGCAAGAAGCCUCCCAUGCCUCCUCCGACAGGUCGAAAACCUUCAGGCAUGUCAUCCCCUUCUGUUGUCAGCCUGAUUCCUCCUUCAACGCCUCCUCCACGACCGUCAGGCGCCGCACCACCUUCAGCACCGCCUCCUCCACCAUUACCUGGCACGGCACCAAAACCUCCGCCUGCGCCGCUAUCCCGACCUGCACCCUCACCUCCUGGCGCACCACCCGCUCCAUCACCCCUCCAAUCACGAAUAAGCAGUGUGAACGACGAUGAUGACGAAUACGAUCCCUACCGACACGACAAGAAUGGUCCGCCACCAGCACCUCCUUUGCCUCCACCAUCGGGUCCCAACAAAGAACCAAAUCUAGCCGCUCUCGCAGCCCGCAAUGCAUUUGGUCAGAACCGCUCUCCCACGCCAGCAGCUCCUCCACCACCUCCACCUCCAGGUCCAGCACAAUCCAGUCUCAAUCUCUCUCGACCUCCACCUCCGCCCUCCACUGCUCCAGCACGGCCAGCGACCAGCCAUGGCGCACCGCCUCCGCCUCCUCCGCCGCCCGCAAGCCGUACAGCCACUCUUCCUCCUCCUCCGCCACCCGUAUCCCGGAAUAGCGCAUCCACAAGCAACGGCAUUCCACAUUCCAGCUCCGGCGGCAGCGCUCCGAACUCUCGCCUCAACAGUAUGAUGGGCGAUGCAUCGAGCUAUACUUUGACGAAUGGGAGGAGUCGAGCAGACAGUGCUGGCGUGUCAUCACUUCCAGGUUCGGCGGCGAGGACUUCGGUAGGUUCGAGGUUCGUGGUGCAGGAUUCAAGGUGGAAGUUCCAGGGCGACAACCAGUUGCCUAAGCCGAGGGAAUUUUCGGGCGCGCCGAAAAGGUAUCGAGCUGGGAGGGGGAGUUCGGUGCCGUUGGAUUUGAGGAGUUUGAGUUGAUGGAGAGAAAGAAGUUUG